AUGGCGGCGGCGCCGGCGCCGGCUGAACCCAGCCUCUGCUUCUGGGUCGCCUGCGCGUUUUUCAGUCCAGUUCGGAAUGUUGGUUGGAUGGCUGCAUUUUUGCCUUGCCUGGCACAGCUGGAGCACGAGCUGCAGCAAGAGGUCUCCGGCAUCACCAUCCAGGGCUACAUCAGCAACCUACACCGCCAGUUCGAGACCAAGCUCUGCGACAACCGAAACCACAUCAUCACGCUGAGCAAGAGCUGGAAGGACAACGUUUCCGAGAUCGCAGCGCUGAGAGACGAACUUAACAAUAUUGUGGCAGCAGCUUCGGACCCCGGCGUGAAAGAUGACGGUGAGCCUCCUGUCGUGGCACAGACGAACGAGGCCUUGCACUACAUCCCGGACUUCUCGCUCCUGAAGCACAUGGGCGGCGAUGAGAUCAACGGUUUUCUCAAGACGGAGUGGCUGAAGCUGCGAAGGGAGCACGAGUGCGAAAUGCAGAAGAAGACCGAGGAGCUGUUCAGGCUCAAGAGGGCGAAAGAUGGAGCUGCCCUGCCUCUAAGGAAAGAGAGGGAGCUCGAGUCCAUUAAAUCCAAGUUGCUUCAGACUAUCUCCAAAAUGGAUGGCAUUGUCUCGAGGAAAGAGGGACUUAAUAAUUGUUUUGAUUACGAUGAGGAUGGUGAGCUGUGCAGACUAAAGGACAGAAUUGCUUCUCUGCUGGAGGAGAAUGAGCGUCUCCGAGGCUUGCUGGCAGAUAAAAGGAAAGAGGCUAAGCAGCUAUAUUCACAGGUGGUGGACGCGCAGAACAGUAUCGCGCGACACUCGUUGUCAGAGUCAAAACUUUCGAAUCAAAUUCAGAAGCUCUGCGGUGAGCUUGACGACCUAAAGAUCGAGAGCCACUUGAAAGAUCUACUGGAACAAUCUCUGUUAAAAGAAGUAUUUGGUAACUAUGAAAAUCAGAUUGAUGAUGGGAACCAGGAGGAGUGCUUGCUCCAAGAGCUGAUCAUGGAAAAAGAAGAGCAGCUACGUGCCAUGUCUAGAGACAGGCAAAAGCUCAAGUAUGAGAACGACCAGCUUGUGUCUAUUGUAGGUUCGACUCUGGUUCAGCACCACGAGGAAUUCGACUUGGUCAACGACGAGCUUAUGAUGUACAGGGAGAAAGUUUGCGAACAGGAGCUACUUAUCUUGGAGUUCAGAAGCGAGUCGAGUUCAAUGAAGAGCUGUUUGUAUGAGGCUCUGCAGCAGAUCAAUGUCUGCAAGGAAGAGAUAUGUGGGCUGACUAAGAGCUUGACUUCCAUGUCUGUUGCUUUGGAGGAAGCAAAAGAACAGAAUGCGUCUCUUGAUGCUACUAUCCGGGAAAUGAAGAGAACAUCGGCAUCGUGCGUCGACGGUCAUGAAGGACACCUAGAAUUUGACCUCGUUAGUAUGGAGAAGUUGUCUAAAGCAUACAGUGAUUUUGAAAGCAGAAUAUCACAAAGUAUGAAGCAAAGUGAAAUUAGGUUGACUAGUAUAAUGUGUCAGUUCAACCCACUGGUGCAGCAAGUUUCUGUAUUAAAGAAGAAGGAAUUCUGGUAUAAACAAAUACUUGAGAUUAAAUGCUCGAAUCUCAGGAAAGCAGAAGCAGAGGUUGAUAUACUUGGCGAUGAGGUCGACACCCUUUUAAGUGUUCUUGGUAAAAUCUAUAUAGCACUUGACCAUUAUUCUCCUGUUCUGAAGCACUAUCCUGGGGUGACAGAGAUUCUGAAUCUAGUGCAGAAGGUGUUGAAAGGAGAAAGUGUUUAGCAAUGUAACACUCUGCUGAAAUAUUAACAACACUAUCCGUGUAUACAUUUGACUUGGACAUGAUCCCGAGAAUAGUUUUGGGCAGUCACAGUCAGUUUUUGCAGUGACUUACUAGGAGGAAACAAAGUUGUUAACUUACAGAGCUAGAUGCAGUCAGUGAUAGACAGCAUGAUUCAAUUGCUAGUGUGACCGAGGUUUUUUAGGCUUCAUUUGUAUAGUGUGCAGUUAGUAGUUGGCAAUAGCAACCUGUAGGGUUUAUUUGUGUGCGCCUUAUAGCUUUUAGGAUGGGUUGUGGGUGUAGUGCUUCUCUCUUUUUGAGAAAAUUGGGUGAUUGUUUCUUUGCAUGCAGCAGGUGCAGCAUGUUGUAGCCCUAGAUUGUAUUGUUAGUGACUGUUUAAGUCCUAGUUUGUAUUACAGUAAUUAUGUAUUUGUAAAUUGUAACUAGUGCAGUUUCUGUACUCCAUUGUUUUUGAAUUGGAAAGCACUAGAAAUUGUAUUAUUGCCAACUAGUUAA
Molecule: messenger RNA, 2278 nt
Organism: Lolium rigidum
Lineage: Eukaryota; Viridiplantae; Streptophyta; Magnoliopsida; Poales; Poaceae
Product: WPP domain-associated protein-like
Exons: 6
Coding region: 1-1764 (587 amino acids)
Source: RefSeq, a predicted model, not a curated record